Myotis brandtii (Brandt's bat) is the source of this 942-nucleotide messenger RNA. Its product is annotated as MAM domain-containing glycosylphosphatidylinositol anchor protein 1-like. The record is from RefSeq and is a predicted model, not a curated record. Gene Ontology annotation, biological process: synapse organization; homophilic cell-cell adhesion. Gene Ontology annotation, molecular function: axon guidance receptor activity. Bases 22 to 648 code for a protein of 208 amino acids. NCBI's taxonomy places the organism in Eukaryota, Metazoa, Chordata, Mammalia, Chiroptera, Vespertilionidae. Gene Ontology annotation, cellular component: neuronal cell body; axon; plasma membrane. The transcript has a single exon.
CCUCCCCACCCACCUGCAGCCAUGAAGAAUGCCACAUUCCAGAUCACCCCAGACGUGAUCAAAGAAAGUGAGAACAUACAGCUGGGCCAGGACCUGAAGCUCUCGUGCCACGUGGAUGCGGUGCCCCAGGAGAAGGUGACCUAUCAGUGGUUCAAGAACGGCAAGCUGGCACGCAUGUCCAAGCGGCUGCUGGUGACCCGAAACGACCCUGAGUUGCCUGCGGUCACAAGCAGCCUAGAGCUCAUUGACCUGCACUUCAGCGACUAUGGCACCUACCUGUGUGUGGCUUCCUUCCCAGGAGCACCUGUACCCGACCUGAGCGUCGAAGUCAACAUCUCCUCUGAGACAGGUGGGCAGCUGGAGGGGCAGCGGGGAGGUGUGAAGGAGCUGGAGAGGCCCACAGAGGGGAGAGGGGCAGGGGGUGGGGGUGGGGCAGCAGCUUGGGAAAGGGAGGCCAGAGUGGAAAGACUCCUUUUGUUCAUGCCACACACAUUUAUCAAGCACCUAUUCUAUGCCAGGCACCGUGGUAGGUGCUGGGGUAGAGUGGUGGGCAAAAUAGGCUCUGCCCUCAUUGAACUAAGUAGGAAGGCAAACAUUUUUCAGAUAGCCUCACAGAUGAAUGUGCCACUGGCAAACUGUGAUGCCUGAGACAGGAAAGAGUUCGCUAAGAUAAAAUCUUUGGUCUGCGAUCUGAGGAGGGAGGGGUGGGAUCUUACGAGGCAAAGGAGAGCAAGGGAGGGUGGAAGAGAAAGGCAGGUCAAGGAAUCAGCAAAUAAGGGCACUGAGGCAGGGCAGGGCGGGGGCCGUUUGGAGAACUGAAGGAAGGACAGCGUGGCUGGGGGGAUGGGGUGAAUGAGAGCACAGAGGCCAGCGGGGGCCAGGUUAUGCAGGGGAUCUGGGUCGCUGUUCCAAUAACAAUAAAUAACAAUAAUGAAAUAAUAA